Molecule: messenger RNA, 2059 nt
Organism: Vollenhovia emeryi
Lineage: Eukaryota; Metazoa; Arthropoda; Insecta; Hymenoptera; Formicidae
Product: osteoclast-stimulating factor 1-like
Exons: 6
Coding region: 114-836 (240 amino acids)
Biological process (GO): signal transduction
Molecular function (GO): protein binding
Source: RefSeq, a predicted model, not a curated record
ACGUCGGGGCGUGUCGACCGCACACACUGCCGCGGUGUGUGUAGCUGCGCGCUACUGUCAGUCCGCCUACGUGAGUCAUUGGAUUGGUGUUAUGAUGAUAGAAUAACACAGCCAUGAGUGUGCUUGUGAAACCACCUGUGCCACCUAAAACCACUUGGAAACCCGGUUAUACCACACACCUCAGUCCGACGUCUCGAUCUGUUCAAGGAGAAUUCUAUCGUGCCGAUUGUAAGGUAAGAGUCGUCAGGACGUUAUGCAAAUAUACUGCGCAACGUGCGGAUGAGUUGUCGUUCGACGAGGGUGAUUUACUCUACGUUUAUGACAGAGACACCGAUCCAAAUUGGUGGAGGGCCAAGUGCGGGGAUCAAAAGGGACUCAUACCGGUCACUUAUGUCGAGGAACAGACGCAGGAGAUUGAUCUGCCGCUGCACGACGCUGCGAGACGGGGCAACAUUUCCUUCCUGAGGGAAUACCUGAAGGAGGGUAUAUCGGGGACGGGUUUGGAUGCAGCUGGAAACACGCCGCUGUACUGGGCGGCACGCACCGGCCACCUGGAAUGCGCGAAGGAGCUUCUCACUUUGCCGAAUCCCGUGGUAAACGCUCAAAACAAGAUGGGCGACACGCCACUGCACGUGGCAGCGAAUCAUGGACAUUUGGAGAUGAUAAAUUUGUUGUUGGAGCAUGAUGCCGAUACGACAUUGAAGAACAAUGACGGUGCCACCGCGGAAGAAUUAGCCUCCGACGCGUCUAUCAGAUCUACGUUGCAACUGCACGGUCAAUAUGAAAUCCCACAUGGAUACGACGACGAUGAUUAUAAAGAUAGCGAUAGCGACUAAGAAUUUCAAAGCCUGCAAUGGGAAUAAAGUAAGAAUUCCAUAUUAUGUGUGUAAACAAAACAAGCAAUUCACAUACUAUAUGUACUAGAAUUUUAUGUAUUAAUAAGUAAAAGUAACUCUACAGUCGUAAAGGCUUCCGGAAGGUUGCCGCGUCCAUUUUCAGUGUGGUCAGGCUUCGCAAACAUUGCAGCUUGCAUCAUCAGGGCUGGGAGACUCUGAAACGUCGGCACCACACAAACACGGCAAACGGACGCGGCAACCAUCCGGAAGCCAUUACGACUGAAGAAGUCAGCAGCCGCGAAAGCUUGAAAGCCAAUAACUUUACAUAUUAAUCCUUUGCGGUCAAAAUUAUUUCUCGCAAAUCAGAAGUAAAACUCAAGAAUUUCCAUGUCCUCUGAUCAGCGGCUGAUAUGAAUAAAAGAAUAAUUUUCUUACUUUAGGAAAUUGAUGGAAAUGUAAUUCUUGCAAAUUAUAAUUAUAGAUUCGAAUGCUCGAAGAAUUACGGGAAAGAUCAUUGCAACGCAUAGUGUCGUUAAAUUUGAAUGUAGGAUCACAAAGGGUUAAAUAAUAAUGUUAAUAUUUGAAAGAUCUCAAACGAUGCUCGCCUCUUUAUAUGUAAUCGUAAGACUCUUGUUUCCCACAGGAUGUGAGUAGCAGCGUAAACGAAAUUUAAUUUACUUUCGAUAAUACAAGAAAGAAAUUCACAUUACAUCGCACUGUCAUAAGUCGAUAGUUUACGUCCGACGAUAAAAAAACAAGAGUCUUCAGAACUGUUAUUUCGUAUUUGUGAUAUGUUAUAGAUAGAGCGUAUUGUUACAAUAUCAGAUAAUAGAUUAAGAUCCUUAAUUAAAAAAAAGGACCAAUAAUUGUAUUAUCACAAAACAUGUAUAACAUGUACAACGUACCAACUCUUUAUCAUACUGCCAUUAGCAUUAUUCAACAAAAUAUUCGUAAAGAGUAUUACAAUGAAAUUAAAUGAAAACUUUAUAUUAGUGAUUAGUAUAUUGUAUGAAAAGUAAAUUUGAGUAUUCGACUUCAAAUACAUAACGUAAUCUGUGCAAAAAAGAGCAACACAGAGUGUUCCUUUAAAUUAGUUAAAGCUCUCAUUUUUCAAUUUUUCGCGCAUACUUUAGCCUCAGAGAAAAAUAAUAGCGUUAUUUAGCCUUCUAUCGUGUAUUCUUGACUGAACAUUAUUGAGUUCUAAUAAAACAAUCUUUAAAGAA